Leishmania braziliensis MHOM/BR/75/M2904 is the source of this 3021-nucleotide messenger RNA. RefSeq lists its product as hypothetical. Gene Ontology annotation, cellular component: cytoplasm. Gene Ontology annotation, molecular function: protein binding. The coding region runs from base 1 to 3021 and encodes 1006 amino acids. The record is from RefSeq and is a predicted model, not a curated record. NCBI's taxonomy places the organism in Eukaryota, Euglenozoa, Kinetoplastea, Trypanosomatida, Trypanosomatidae. The transcript has a single exon.
AUGAUUUUUGUUAGCGCUGAUCGACGUUAUGUGCAGGGAAAGUCAGUGCGCGUCCAGGAGACGCGUGGUGUUCGAUGGUGCAUUUGUUAUGCUUCAAGGCAAUGUGUCGGCAUCUCUUGUGACACCAUGACAAUUGUCCAUGUUAUUCUGGAGGCUGCGGAUGCCCUUAGUUGCACCAACGAGGUGGAGGUCUGCACCGUUGUGUCGGCGGCUGCGUCGCAGACUGUACCGAAUUGCUUCUUUUUAGCUCAUGGGGAAAGUCGCUAUCUGACAGUAUUGCACGGAGGCUCGGACCACAUUUUCGAGAAGAAAACGCUUUCGCUGCUCUCGGAAGGGGUGGAUCGAGGUUCUGAUAUAGCGCGAGUGAUUCCGACAAUUUAUGCGCAUGGCUGUGGCAGUCUGUGUCUGCUUGCUGUGGUCUUUCCGGACGCUGUGUCAUUCACGGCGUGGGAGGGUUACUCGCUGGUGUCCAUUGCAACGCUGAGGAAUGAGCUCAGUACCUCCUUUGGGCAUGCAUUUUGGAAAGCCACUGUACAUGGUGCUCGUCUGUUCAUUCUGCGAUCCGAUUCUCGAUGCCUCAUGUGUGAUGUGAUGAUGAGGAAGAGCUGUCCUGCCAUAGAGGAAAUCGUAGUGGCUCAGCAAGUGACGCUGCCCAGUCAUGUGGCCUGCCUAAUGGGUGGGGUCGAGACUGGUGUCUUCCUUUGCUGGCGCAGCGACACCUCACCUGAGCGCUACACAGUGCUGCUGCAAUCCCGCGCAGGGGAAGACGAGUUUGAACCUAUCAAGGUGCACACUACUGUCCGCCACUUGUUCGCUUCGACUUCUGUGUUACUGCUCGAGGUGAUUCCGAUCCACAGAAGCUACGGUGUUGUGUGCUUGUUCAGCACGGGCGAGUGUCACGUCUCGUUGUACAACAAUCCUGGUACGGUGCUGCUCGCACUCGAGGAGCACCCCUAUGACGCGACGAGCUGUCUUGCGUUCGAAAGCAACUCAGGCGGCUACUGUUGCGUACUUGGGUUCAGUGACGGCGACAUAAGAGUGUUUGUUGACAGACAAAUUCGCGCUAAUGUUCGGGCCGCUCACUGUGGUGCUGUAGACCGGCUGCUCAAACUUCCGAAAAUGAAUGAAACAGACGACACCUUCUUCGUAAGCAUGUCCACGGAAAUGGGCACCGUGUGCUGCCACGCAGGUGAGAAAGCUGCGGUGUCACGAACCAUGUGCUCCCCAGCGAGGCCGCUUACCGCUUGCCUGCUUAACCGCGAGCUACAGUAUAUGUGCUUGUUCUCAGAGACUACCGGCAACCUCUGGCACCUCCCCACGUGUCGCCUCGAGCGGGCAUUUCGGUCGUCUCAGGGGCCACCUGAUCGGCAAUUGGACAACCUCCUUGAGCAUCACUGGGCAUCCGCAAUGAGUAUCAUUAGGUUUCGAUACGCAGGAGGGGAACGCUACGCGAUGCGUAUCGAUGUCGGCUCCCUUCUUAGCGGACUCGGUGCAGCGGUGCAACCCUUGCAACGCUCAUCUCCAGAGUAUAGCUCGGCACUGGGGCUGAUGCUUCGGUGCCUCGGCGAGUCCUGUGCUCCUUCGCUUCUCAUAGACGAUGCCCUUUGCAAGGCAUUGGAUGACUUGGACUUAGUGGUGACUGGAGGGCAGACCUACGAAUGUGUUUGGUGCGCGAUCCUGUUACUUUGCGGACUGUUAAGCCACACCUUGGAUGGAGUCAGUGCGGCUGCGAUCUAUUCCACAAUCCAGUCGCUUGGAGACAGGCUUACCUCUAGUGUUGCUUUAGACCCACGCCGACAGGCCGACGCUGUGCAGCUUUUUUUCUCUCGCUUCUUUACGCUACGACGAUCGACACCUGCACCUUUCCGCCACGCGCUUCGGCUGAUGGCAACCAAACUGUCUGCGUGCAGCCUCGCCGAUGUUGUGAACUUACUGCACUCACGUGCAUCGGCCGCGCAGUCACACCAUGCUGCUGGAGACGAAGCACCCGGUGCGCCUCCGCUGUUUGAGAACGGAGACGCAUUUGCUGCUCUCCUUAUCGUGUUGAAACUGGCCUCUCAACGCACCGACUACAGCCUCCUAGCGGACGAGGUAUUUUUGAGCCGCCUUCACCAGAGCACUCUGGAGGCUCAGCGUGCCGUUACGACCGCGCUCGACAAUGGUCACCCCCUGCCCAACUGGUCCGCAACAUUGUUGGGUUUGGUGGAGAGCCACGCCACUGGGUGUGCCCUGGAGGAAACGGGCCUCUUCCACAACUUUGUGAAGGCCCUUGUGAGGGAAGCAUUUGGUGGAAGAGGCGAGGAAACCAAGCAGGCGUCGCUGGAAGCGCUCAAGCGGCUGGUGGCGCAGGAUCCGCAGGGCUUUCUGUCCGUCUACAUCGUAACAGGCUUUCAGCUUACUCCAGAGUACCGGCCGUACAUUAUCGUCUUCCUUGCCCAUUUCGUCAAGAACUUUCCUUACGAAGCCUACGCCGUGUUUAGCACAAUUGCAGAUAUAGUUAUGAGUGGUCUGAGCGACCUUUCUUCCGCCAGCCAGAACGCUGCUUCCAUCUACCACGCUGCUGUGUCGCAGUUGCUGCGCGUCACGGUCGCGUCACUGCCCAGCGUAUCGCUGCAACAGACCCUGCGGCACCUCGCUGUGGGCCAACGCGACGGCAAGGUGGUGGUUUACAAUGUAAAGGCAGGGUCAAUUGUAGCCGCCUUUCAGGCCCACUCAGCCCCAGUUUUGGGGGUUGCCUACAGCGGCAACAUCACAACCCUUGAUAUCGUCACCAUCGCCGAGUCCCUGGACGAGAUCAAAGUGUGGCGGUCGCCAAACCAGUCGUCGUCUCUCGCCAGCUUUUUCACUGGGAGCGGCGGACUGAGCUUCAAGCUGGUCAUUUCCGUGGAUGUGCCGUCGAUCGGCCUGCGUGAGGAAAGUUUGUCACUUCUCAUCAAGUACUUCCAGCUCAAUUGGCUGUCCCCGCAAUGUGUUGAGUUUUCCUCUCCUUGGCACGGUAAGCUGCAAGUGCCGCUGCCGUGA